This is a messenger RNA of Linum tenue, 678 nucleotides long. The record is from the annotation of a GenBank genome assembly. Lineage: Eukaryota; Viridiplantae; Streptophyta; Magnoliopsida; Malpighiales; Linaceae.
GGCUAUCUAGGUCCUCGGUUUCUUCUUCGGUCUUCGCCAAGCUGUCUUCCCGGAAAACGAUCACCGGUAAAUUGGCAGAUCCUGCAGAUCCCGGCGUCGUCGUCUUCGGAAAAUUUUCUGUCGUGGCCGGUCUCGAUGACGAUGGUUGGGACCUUUGGAUCUGGAUCAUUGGGGGAGGAAAGAAAAUAUGAAUUCAUAGGGAAGGUAGAAAGCACGCAAGGUGUUUGUGAAAAUGCGUCAGUGAGCAGACGGCUUUGCGCGCUAGGUGUUUGUGGAAAUGCGUGACUGACCUUUGGAAGGAUGUACUAGGAGCUGCUGCUCUUUCGGCGGCCGGCGGUCUGAGCCUGGGGCCGAGGCUGAGAUAGGAGCCGUGGGUGUGGCGGGAAGCGAGUUGCAGUCUCGCCAGCAGAGCGGUUGUCUGUUCUUGGUAGGACUGUCUGGAGGAGCUGUGUAGAGUGAACUGAGACAGAGGCUCCUCCGUCCACCACCACCACCGCCGCCAUCGUCGAAUAUGGAGCUGUUGAUCUUGAACCGCAAGCUGUGACAGUGGAGUAUGCCUUUCCCAAUGCAGCUGUCAGCAUAACAAGGGGCUGGUCCGAUUGGGAUCUCGAUCGAAAGAUGCGAGCUUUUGCUGCGCCCUGAAACUUUUACGUCCGAGACGGGCCACCCAUUUUCCAG